GGCGUGUAUGACAUGUUUGUGUCUAACCAACGUUAGCAAGUAAGUGGUAUAGAUUUUCAAAUUCCUGGAGCAAGGGGGUUUAUGUUUAAUAUCAUCAUGCUUUCAUGCAAACGUUUUACAAAGGGCGUAUGGGCAAUGAUUCUUUCAGGUAAUCCAUAUUCAUCCGCUUUAGCUAGUUGCUUCACCACCAACACGCAGCACUCAAACUGUUACCCGGAUGGAACUGUCAUGGCCGCCGUCACUGACCUGCGAGACUAAAGAGAAAAGAAAGUAAAGUGGAAACAUGGAGACUGAUGUGGCGAUGCUAGACGAUCCACCAGGAAAAGACGAGAGCAGCAACGAUACCGAAAAAGAUGUAGCUGAGGCUUCGAAUGACGACAAAGAGCCUCCCUUGAAGGAGACCUUUGAACAGCUUCCAUAUGGACAAUGCAGCUAUCAGAGUGAUCAAGAUGAAGUCUUUGCUGCUGAAGAAGUAGUCAUUGAUGACUGCCAGCCAGGUGGGAAAGCCUCCAAGAAGUCACCAUGGAAGAUGCAGCAAGGGGCUAUUUUCUCUGGGAAGAUUCUCAGCUUCUGUUGUUCCGAAUGCAAAACAGACACAACAUACAGCCCCAAUGACCUGCUAAAGCAUUUUCAAGAACGUCACAAAGGCACCCUUCCCACAUAUCCAUGCGACUUGUGCACUUUUGUCACCAACGAGUUCUCCUCCUUUCAGCGCCAUCGCAUUGUGCACCGGGCACCUCAGGUCACGUGUGAGAUCUGCAAUGACGGUGUGCAGUAUUCCUUGUUAUUGCUAACCAGGCACUAUAUACUGAGUCACAGCCAAAACGGGCACUUUAACUGCGAGAAAUGUGAAUUCUCCACCAGGGAUGCUGGUACGUUUGUGCAACACAUUCAUCAUCACAAUGAGGGAAGGAAUGCAUGUGUGGAAUGUCAGUAUGUUAGCCCCUCAAAAAGGGAACUUCAGAGACAUGUUUCAGGCCAUUCUGCAACCUUCCCCUUUACUUGUCACUUUUGUGGCUACGGAGCAGCAAGGAAAGAUUACCUUACAAAGCACAUGGCGACAGCCCACUGCGAAGAAAAAGCCAGGUGCAAAACGGAGGACAAACCGUGUGUGACUUCCCCGACAGGCCUCAAACUUCUGUUAAAAAAAGGUCCUGUUGCAGGUGGCUCAAGAGAGCCACAGUGGAUGUCAAAACUCAAUAAUCUACCAGGUGCAGGUCUCUUAGAUCAAAACGGGAGAUUUUACAAUCCAGAGAAAGCAUUGGAAGAAACGCAGCAGUUUCUAGAAAGAGCAGUUAGGGUCAAAAAAGAAAAUAGUUUGCGGUUGAACAGUGCCGUGAAGACAGAGCCACAGUGUUCGUACCCAUCCUCACCGACCAUCCCCCAUCCAAAACCACCAGAGACUGACACCAGCCCUGGGUCAGCACCUCUCAGUCCCAAUAACAACAACAAUAACGGAUUAACUGUCCUCAUGGUCAAAAACAAAAUCUCGAUUCCCCCAAAUUGCACCACAAAAGUCAUGGGUUUCAAAAUUGUGGAUGGUAAAAAACACUUAGUUCUCAAGGUCAUACCCACGAAGCAAGAGUCCUGCGAGUCUCCCAGUGAGGGGUCAACUACAAUAAAAGAAGUAGACUCAACUAAAUAUGCAGAGUUUUCUGAUGACGGAGACAAAUCGCAUUCCCCAUGUUCACUCAUGUCGUCUCCUGCUGCUCUUCCUCCGUCAGAUGCAGUGGAAUCGGGCACAUCAGGGACAUUGAAUGACCUUGCAAAAGCAAUGAAGGUCAUUGACAGUGAUAAUGACAUCAUUGAUGUGUUACCAAUGGAAAUUGAGAGUGCGGGCGAUGAAGAGCAAAAUGGGAACUGUGGCAAAGCAAACCAUACUUUACAGCAGGAAAAUGGUUCACCCACCUCACAGUGUGAAAUACCUGCGUCUCUGCUGACCAAAGAGAGGAAAACUACUGUGCAGCAGUCUAUGGGAGACACACAUGCUGAGAAAAGAUUGUCAUUUGAUAGUCCCCGAAAGUCAACUGCAGAGGUGUUACGCCUGGAUAAAUCUUUAGAUUCUAGUGUAAACGCAACCCCAACUGCACAUUCCAAAGCCUCACUCUCAGAUUCAUCCACAGAAGGCAAUACACCUUUAAAAGCAUUGAUGGACAGUUCUGCAACCUCACAUUCUAUUGCAAAGGUAACAACACCAGAUCCAGUUGCAAACGCACUGUCAGAUUCACCUGAGGAUCUAACUAUGCCUUCACAUCUGACAAAAAAUGAUCUCUCACCUUCAAAAUCAAUUGAAGUGUCAGCAAUGCAGUCUCCUCAGUUAUCAUCAGUCACAAAUACACCUGCUGAUGAAAUCACAGACCGUGUCCCAUGUUCCAGUCCUGCAGCUGAUGAACCCACCCCUCCAAAUAGUGACCUUAUUCCUUCAGAUGUAACUUUGCAUGAAACGAUACCUUCAAAUUCUCCUCAGGUGAAAGGUGCUUUUUCAGAUUUAGCUGAGGUCGAAGAUACAAAAGGUUCAGGAGAGGAUGAAAUCACCUCAAACGACUUAGGAGAGGUCAGUCAAAGACCCCCAGAGUCAGCUUGCAAUGCCUCCUGUUCAGAUUUAGAUAGGUCCUCCACACUGUCAGAGUCCCAUGAGGAAAUGGAAGUAGUUAAUUCACUUGUUUCCCAUCCAAGGCCCUCAGAGACAGUUAGCGAUAUCAGCCAAUCUGUGAAUUCAAUGGAGAAUAAUAGUGCUGCUUCAGAUUCAGAUGACAAUAGAGAUGUUCCUGUAAGUUCAUCAGAGUGUGCAACUUCAGAUUUGAAUGAGAAUCCGCUGUUAGAGUCACCUGAGAACAAAGACAGAUCUGAAAACAUGGAAAUACCUCUUAAUUUUGUGGACCACAAAAACACUCCCUCUAGUUCGAAUGAGGUUAGUAACUUACCUUUACACUCAAUUGAGGGAGAAGACAGUCAUUCAAAUUGCAAAAGCCCUUCAGAUAAGACAAACACAGAUAAUACCAGGCACAUUGAUAUGCCUGAUCUGACCUCAGCUACUUCUACUCGUAUGAAAACCAGAUCCUCACAUCGAGUCAUAACAACACUUUCAAAUAAAGCCAAGAGUGUACCUGUCAAUGCAAGGACUGCAGGUGUAGAUGUAACUGACAUUAAACAUGCAGCUCAAACUUCCAAGACCGUUUCCACUCUGCCUUCCAUUGUUGAGAGACUCAGAAACGCUGCUCUUAGUGCAACAGCAAUUAAGCCCUCAAGUACAUUAGAUACUGAUGUCGUCUCUGAUUCUACAAAGGAUGACAUUGAUGCAGUAAAUGGAAGUCCUGUCUUUGAUACUGAACCAGUGGCACUUAAAAUUGCACAUAACAAACCUACACUGUUACCACCAACUGACAAUGCAAACUGUGUUGUCGAAAAGCCAACAUCUCCAAAAUGUUCUCUCACUACCAAUUUAGCCCUGAGUGACUGUGCAAUGUCCUGCCCCGUGCCUAUCCCCAAAGAUUCCAGUGACUCAGAGAUGUGUCCAAAUGUUAACAAACGGAAUCCAUUAGGUUCUGGAGGACCAUUGAAAGCCAGAGGGAAAUCAGACAGUACCCCUCCCUCUCAUGCUAAAGACACCCAGGCCAAGAGCCCUGAAGGCAACUGCCGAGUCCACAGCAAUCAUGUCACUGAGAAACAGAGCUCCAUUACCCCCCAAAACCACCACUCUGCCAACACCAGAACUAUCCCUAAACCCUUUCAAUUACCCAGUGCCCAGCACACACCUAGUGCCAAGGACUUAUCUGUACAGAAACGACCUGUUCCUCCAGCAGUUGCGGAAACAGACACAGUGUUGAUAGACAGUGACAGCGAAGAGUCAAGUUCCGCACUUAAUUCUCCUACUCAGGAGGUCUUCAGUUUCCACAACUACUCGAAGGAAACUUCUAGCAGUUUCCCUGAUUCGGUUCUGUCAAGUGAGCAGAGUGCAGGGCAGGCUCAUGACACUGAGGAGGUUGAUGAGGUGGAGGACUGUGGUGAUUUCUCUGCUGACUGGAGGUUGACACUAGAUGCCUCCCCCACUCCUCCUCAAGCAAGCUGCUGCGAAGAGGAGGAGGCUGAUAAGUGUAAAACCGAGGUUCAAAGUUUAGAUGACGAUGACCCUCCCAACACAAGCGCAACAUCACUGGAAAGAGUGUCUGAUAGGGACAUAGAGGUGGAUGACUGCAUUGCUGCCAUAGACGAAACGUCUCAUGCUGUGGAGAAGCAAACUAAUGUGCAAAAUGCUCCAUCUUCGUCGUGUAAAGAUAAGGAGGAUGCUGCAUCCGUCGGUCAUAAGGGACCUGGUGUAAAAAAUAAUGUGGCAGUGUUGGGCAGAAUACUUGAAAAGCACUCUGAUGCUAUUAUAAACCAUCAACUUGAAAAAGAAAGACUGGUAACUCCGGUUGGUCCUGCAAGUCAUGUAGCUCCUGUAGCUUAUGAGUCAGUGAAGAGAACAAAAACGACUCUAAAAAUCCUUCAGACAUCAGAGGGUAAACAGCAAAUGUUUCUUCAGACUCCAGACAACCAGUACACACCUGUUAAGCUUGCAAGUGGCCCUGGUUUUAAACUCAUCACCAAGUCAUCAUCAUCCAAAAUCAACGUGUCCUAUGUCCAACCUGGGAUUGAAAGACCAAGUAAAGCCACUGGGCUGGCCCUAACUGUAGGCAAACCUGGGGUGGGUCUUCAGGCCUCUAGUAGUGGGGAUAAAGCACCUAUGCCCUUUUCAGCUCUUCAAUUGGGCACCACCAGCAGUGGCGGGCGUUACCUUGUUAACACUGCGUCUUUGAAGAGGCCCAUCCUCCUAUCUGGCGCCGUUAAGUCUCCUACAGGAGAUCAGACGACAACUCGUCCACAAACUUGCUAUCUGCUCCAAAGGCCACUUCCCGUUGUGCCAGGGACUUCCGGGCAUGAGUCAGGUUCACAGCCACUGCAAAAGUCCCGGCCAGUAUUGGCUAUGCCUGUGCAACAAACCGAUAAGACCAGUCCACUUCAAACAGGCCGACAAGCUUACCUGGUCAGGUACCUCUCCCCAGCAGAAAAAUCUGGAGUAUUGUUUGGGAAUGCAGAGGGCAAAGCAGCAGGCUCAAACACACUUUUGAAUGAAAGCGGAAAGAGCAGGGUGUUCCUUAAAGUCGUCAGGAGUGCCAACGGCACCAGAUUUCUUUCUGGUGUGCCGGGAUCCUUGGGCAAAAAGCCCAUUUAUUUUGCCACAGGAGGAGCACUUCAAUCCCCGUGUUUUGUCAUGUCCUCUAACAAUUCAGUAGGCUACGUCCCAGCUGGACUGAAAGCGUCAAGUUUACAGCACGUCCCCAGCGGCCAGCAACCAGCCACAUUGGCACAGUUUUUCGAGACCCAGGUGCCACAAGUGACUGUCCCAGAGGCCGAUCUGAUCACACAUAAAGCACCACACCACGUUUCGAAUCAGACUCGGCGCAAACGGAAGAAGCACAGGAAAGCCUUGUUGGAUGACAUGUCAGAGAGCUCCUCCAAAGCUCGUAGGCUGUCUGGCAGAACAGAGAGGGAGGAACCAAAAGAGUGGGCACCGGCAUCCAAGGACGUUGAAAGGACACUCAGACUCUCCCCUUUCAGUGCAUUUCAGCACAUCAAAUACCCCCGUCAGAACCAGCCUGUGGUCGUGCUCAACCACCCAGACGCAGACAUUCCCGAAGUGGUGGGAAUCAUGAAGUCUGUGAACAAGUUCAAAGGCGAAGUGCUGAAAGUGGCACUGUCCGAAAGAACGGUCCAAGCCCUCUCUGAGCUAGACCUCCCUCCAGGCGACCCAGAGCUGAGACCUAACGCGGCAAAGACCUUCACACCUCAUGGUAGCAUGAGGGCCAGGAUACUCGGGGGCAACGUCAGAGAAAGGUUCAUCCUGAACCUGAAGUUGAAAAAAACAAGCAGAAACAAGUACGAGGUGGUGAGGAAGUCCUCAUCCAGCAGCUCUGCAGAGCAGUCACCUACCUUUUCCUGCUGGUUCUGCGGACGCAUAUUCAAUAACCAGGAGGACUGGAUAGGCCAUGGGCAGCGACAUUUGAUGGAGGCAACCAGAGACUGGAAUAAGUUGUUCUAGAGCCCAUUGAUUGGGUUAAAAAGCCGUCCUUUAAGAUAACUUUACUGUACAGACAUUGAAGUAACUUGAUUUUAUUUCUUGUUUUUUGAAAGACAUAUUAUUUUUAAUCUAAAAAAGAUAAAAUAGUUCUCCAUCCAGAAGCUUUUAUUUCGUAUAUUGGAAUAGAAAAGAGUGGUACCUAAAGCUCCUUUAUUUGUAUAUAAUCACCUGUAUAUUUAAAAAUGGAAAAGUUUGUGUUUGUACAGAUACGAACUGUGAAAACUGGACACACUGUUAAUCAACAGUGCGUAAACUAAGAGAUCACUGGUAUAAGGAAAAGGUGCUGUCUGUCACUUUAAUGCAGACUAUUCACAAAUUACUCAGGUGAUUUCAUAGUCUCUGAAUGAUCCAGUUUGUGUAUUUGUUUUCCUAUAACUGCAUUAAGGACAUAUAAAAGUUAUUGGAACAGGUUAUUUAAAUUUAUUUUUGCCCAUACAAUGUUGACAGGUGAAAUGACCUUAAAUGUUUAUAUAAUUUUGUUUGUCCCAACGUUUUUGGUUCUCUAUUUUUAAAUUAACCAUAUGAUCAUUUCAAUGGUUUACUUGUCCGGAUUUUAUAGAGAGGAAAUGACUAAGAAACUAAACACUUUUCCUGUGGAAACAGACCGUUAUACACUUUUAUGCCCAGAAAAUAUAAUUUUAUCAAUUUUACACUGUAUUUGGAUAUUUGCAGAUUUUUUGUUUGUUGGUGCCAUGCAUCAUAUGGGCCCAGUGUCAUCUAAAAGUAGCAAUAUAAAUUUCUAGUGUUGUUUUAACCUUUUCAUGUCCCUUAUUUUGCUUUUAAAUCACGUCUGUGUCUGUUCUUUGUUAAAUGUAGAAAGCUGUUCUUAUUUCCCCGUUUUUGCAAGAGGACGUGGGAGUGUAGUGUGAGUUCAAGAGAACAUUCUCAGAUACUUGUACAAUAGACCUCGUGGAGCCCACCAAACACUAACCAUAAGACUACUUUUUUAAAAUCCCAGUGCCUCGAAAUCAUUCAGGCUGGGCUGGAUGUUGAUAUAUGAUACUGUAUGUUUUACCCCAGCUAAAUGGAUGUUGAAUUCAGGUGAAUGAUAUUCUGGCAUUGUUUGAAAGUUAAGUACCACAACCCCGUAGUUACCCAUAACAACUUAACUGGUUUCCUCAGUAUUUGAAUGCUGCACUCAUCUUGAUUGAAUUCUGUAAUUUGGUGACAUGUUACAGAACAGUUAAAUGGUGUGUGUGUGUGGGGGGGCUUUCUCAGGAUAUACCUGUUAUUUCAUCAUUAUUAUUUUAACUAUAACAACAUCAAGGUGCUUUAUUUGUUGAAGGAAAAAAACUUGUUUUUUGCUUUUGUGGUAACACUUGAUUGACCCCUUAAAAUAGUUUUACCAUUUUUAUUCACAACAAAACUUUGUUACUUGCAUGUAACGCGGCAAGAAUAUUUCAGUUGGCGUAGCUUGCUAUAGAACCCUUUCCAGAACCCUAAUAAUCCAUGUUAUAGAUAUGCAUGAUCUUGGACUUUUACAGCAUUGCAUAAUUUGGGAAAAAUUGCAGGAGUUAGGUUUUUAAUUUUACACUUCCACUUAAUUUGAGGGCACAAAUCAAUGCAUACUGUAUCCAUAAGUUCAGUCUGCAUGUGUUCACAUUUUUGUGUCUUUUAAUGGAUACAGCUCGUGCUGUAUUUUAAUGUGAAAAUAACAAUGACCACUACCUGUUUGCAACGCCGCACGAACACAUAUGCUGGUGUUCUUACAUGGUCUGUAAUUCAAGUUGUAAGCGACCACAUGAGAAAUGGUUUACAGAGAAAAAAAUCACCACCAUGACCCAUUUGUAGCAAUGAAUCUCAGUGCUUCUCUUUUGUUAUUUAUUCUUUAUUUAAUGUUUUUUCAAGGGGUUAUUCACAAUGCUUUUUUGCUCCAUCUUUUCCCUCACAUUUUCCGUUAUCAUAUAUGUGUUUUUGAAUAUGCUGACAAUCACUGUAUCUGACCGUUGAUGUACUGUACUGUUGGCUUGCAUACCUUACAGUUUUUUUCCUCCGAGAUCCCCCUAUUAACCCUUUUCUGAUACACCCGUUCUUGGCAUAGAUUCCAGAAAACCAAAAUGUCGAAAAGAAAAGAAAUAGAGAGAAAAAAAUGAUAACAUUUCAUGUAAACAUUGCUGAAAUUCAGUGUGGUCUGAGAAAAGGAGUUUAUUUUUGUAAACAAAGUGCCUAAAAUGUGAUGCACCAGGUUGACACUAUUGUACUGUAGUAACUCUCCUCUUGCAGUUCUCUCCAUUAAAUGUAAAUACUUUGAAAUGUCCCAAGAAAUUGUUUUACUGAGUGUUUUUUCCCCUUCAGAAUGCAG
Messenger RNA from Engraulis encrasicolus (European anchovy), 8420 nucleotides. RefSeq names its product mucin-2. The transcript is spliced from 2 exons. NCBI's taxonomy places the organism in Eukaryota, Metazoa, Chordata, Actinopteri, Clupeiformes, Engraulidae. Gene Ontology annotation, biological process: regulation of transcription by RNA polymerase II. Bases 284 to 6079 code for a protein of 1931 amino acids. Gene Ontology annotation, molecular function: DNA-binding transcription factor activity, RNA polymerase II-specific; RNA polymerase II transcription regulatory region sequence-specific DNA binding. The record is from RefSeq and is a predicted model, not a curated record.